This is a messenger RNA of Gasterosteus aculeatus aculeatus (three-spined stickleback), 1774 nucleotides long. RefSeq names its product torsin-1A. Gene Ontology annotation, molecular function: ATP binding; ATP hydrolysis activity; kinesin binding. Gene Ontology annotation, biological process: protein localization to nucleus; nuclear membrane organization. NCBI's taxonomy places the organism in Eukaryota, Metazoa, Chordata, Actinopteri, Perciformes, Gasterosteidae. Gene Ontology annotation, cellular component: nuclear envelope; endoplasmic reticulum; endoplasmic reticulum lumen. The record is from RefSeq and is a predicted model, not a curated record.
CCUCCACCGCCGGCAGUCGGUACUGCGCUGACCCGGCCCGCUUUGGCAAACCGCUUCACCCGCCAGCGGACACGCCGUCGUCGCCGUUUUUUUUCUCGCCUUAAUGAAGCGGCGAUUCCGUUGAAAUGAGUCCGAGGAAGAGACACGUCCUGCUGCUGUGGAUGCUGGUCUGCUCCUGCGCGACGGAGGCCAUCGAGCCCAUUAGCACCAGCAUAGCGGUCGGCAUGGCUGCGGCUCUCACCGGGUUUUUAGCCAGCUACCAGAACAUUUUCUACUAUUUCCACGAGUGCUGUCGACCCGAGUGGAUUGCUUUUAACAGGACAGGCCUCCAGCUCGACCUGCAAACCAAACUGUUCGGACAGCACAUCGCGUCACGCAUCAUCCUGAAAGCUGUGACCGGAUUCAUGAGCAACGACAACCCCAAGAAGCCCCUGGUGCUCUCUCUGCACGGAUGGACCGGAACCGGGAAGAACUUUGUUAGUCAGCUGAUUGCUGACAACAUUUACAAAGAGGGAAUGGACAGCAGCUUUGUUCAUGUUUUUACAUCUGAACUCCACUUCCCACAUUCAAGUCAUCUGAAUACCUACAAGUCUCAGCUACAGCAGUGGAUCAAAGGCAACGUCACCAACUGUGGACGCUCCAUGUUCAUCUUUGAUGAGAUGGACAAGAUGCAACCUGGCUUGAUUGACAGCAUAAAACCGUACCUUGACUACUACGAAAAGCUGGAUGGAGUUUCUUAUCGGAAAGCCAUCUUCAUCUUCCUCAGCAACGCCGGAGGGGAGGGCAUCAUACAGGCCGCGUUAGACUUCUGGACAGCAGGACGAGAUCGAGAAGAGCUGGAGCUAAAAGAUCUGGAAACGGUGCUCUCUGUAUCAGUGUUCAACAACAAGAAAAGUGGUUUGUGGCAUACGAGUUUGAUCGACAAGAACCUGGUGGACUUCUUCGUCCCCUUCCUGCCUCUGGAGUACCGGCACGUCGUCGAGUGCGCCAUGGCCGAGAUGAAAGCCAGAGGAGUUCCACCCAACCACAACGUGGCAGACCAGGUGGCCAAAGAUGUGGUGUAUUUCCCCAAAACCGAGAGAGUGUUCUCUGUCAAAGGCUGCAAGACGAUAUCCAGCAAGUUGGACUACUACACAUAACGGCGUCAUCCGAUGGACGCCGCGUUCGAUCAGAUUGUGCACUUAAAAAAAAAAAGAAGAAUAAAAAGAAAAUUGGGAAAGAACGCUCUCGGCCAAGUGACUGAAGAGAGGAAGUCAGCCUGACUGAACUCUGAGGAGGAUCCACUGGUGCUUUCCCUGUUUGACCUUGUGAAAGAAUGGAGGAUUUCAUCGGGCCUUCUCCGAUUCUACAAAUGGUUAACACUGAACGCAGGAGAGCAGCGCCGGCUGAAUUAAAUAAUUAUAAGACUGGAAUGUUUUCCUUUGUAGGUGUUGAAGGGGUGCUGUCGCUGCUUAUUGCGGCGCCACAGUUUGAGUCUCACGGGCGUUUUAGCUUUCCUGAGCUUCUUAAUUACGGCAUGUUGCUGUUGUGCAUUUUCUUUUUUUUAAUGUUCAGCUCCAUCUAUAGGGAUUACUGGAAACACCUGCCUUAAUUCUUUUUUAAUUUCACAAUUUGCAUUUUUUGUUUAGAUCUAUAGAGUUGUAGACAUGCGUCCACUUUACAUGUAAAAUGCACAUGUGACCAUCAACGUUGGCCUUCAUGUCACCAUUCAACAGAACAUGUUUUAUAAGUAUCAUAUUGAAAUAAACAUCAGCAGGAUAUGUUUUCUACGCCG